CGUAAAAACUUUGUUUACAAAAAUAGAUGGGAGGUAGUGGCGAUGUCAGUUUAACUCGUUAAUUUCUAGCGGAAACUGGUUGCUACGAACGACAAAUGAUGGGAUCGUCCACAAACGGUAUAACCAGAGGACAAUUACGGCCACAUUUCAGUGGUAGAAGCCCACCUUUUAUCAUCUGUGGUUUGUUUAUCGCAUUGAUUAUCGUCAGUUACUGUUAUUGGAAUCUGUCGUUUCGUUUUAAUAUCCUUCAGAAGAAUUUAUUAAACGUGGAAGAGAACUUACGAAGCAGCUCUAGUAAAACUGAUCUAUUAAUUAAACAAAACGAAGGACUUAACAGUAAACUUCAAAUGAAUCUCGAUCUCAUACAACAAAAUAAAAAUACAUUAUCUAAGAAAGAAGAGGAAGUCAAUCAACUUUCUAAUCAGUUGAGACAAAAAGAAGAAGCAAUUAAUAGAGCAAAUUCCCAGAUUGAAACUCUUAAAAACGAUGCCGAUAAAUGCAAAGAAACUUCUGAUAAACUUAAGAAUGAAUUAAAUGCAGCAAAAGCUAAGAUUAAAGAAUUAGAAACAGAAAAUACAGGUUAUAAAGAGAAAAUUACUGCCAUGCAAGAACGCAUGAACUCUUCAAAUAAAUUGAAUAAGGAAACAUCAAAGAACAGUGAUCAAGAAACAAAAAAUAACAUUCCAAAUAAAUUUAUUGCAAGCGAAGGAAGCCAGAAUGAUAAACAACAAAAGUUGGAGGAUCCUGACGUUGGCCAACCGCAGACUGCCUGAAGAACUACUUGUGGAAGAAUUGCCAGCGUUCUGUUUCCGGCCAUCCGGGACACCCACCGUCCCCACCAUGGCACCUUCCCUUUCUGGGGCAUUCUUCCCUGCAGGGAUUCCAUCCUCUUUUUUU
Centruroides sculpturatus (bark scorpion) is the source of this 897-nucleotide messenger RNA. Its product is annotated as protein CASC4-like. The transcript has 7 exons. The record is from RefSeq and is a predicted model, not a curated record. NCBI's taxonomy places the organism in Eukaryota, Metazoa, Arthropoda, Arachnida, Scorpiones, Buthidae. The coding region runs from base 96 to 773 and encodes 225 amino acids.